AUGGCGGCUUUUUUUUUCGGAGAAAGAUUAUACGAUGAUUUAUUCAUACCCGAUUUAACUUCGGCUUGUUUGGGAUGCAUAUGCGAAGCAACGACAAAUUGUAAUUUAACAAUCGGAUGUUCUGGAGAUUUAUGCGGACCUUUUUUCAUAUCGAAGGAUUAUUGGGAAGACUCUGGAUCACCCGUUCUUUAUGGGGAUCAUCCCUCAAGAAAGGGUGCUUAUAAAACUUGCGUUAAUGAUCCAUAUUGUGCUGCUACCACAUUAAAACAGUAUAUUUUUAAAUAUGCUCAAGAUUGUAACGGAAAUGGAUAUUUAGAUUGUGAUGAUUAUGCAAGAAUUCAUUAUUUAGGUGGUCGUCAAUGCAGUUUACCUAUUUAUCAUUAUGGCUAUUAUAAAGUUUUCAGAUAUUGUCAAAUUUCAGUUAAUUUAUUAAAUUGA
Messenger RNA from Pediculus humanus corporis (human body louse), 438 nucleotides. RefSeq lists its product as uncharacterized. The transcript has 3 exons. The record is from RefSeq and is a predicted model, not a curated record. Gene Ontology annotation, molecular function: lysozyme activity. Bases 1 to 438 code for a protein of 145 amino acids. Lineage: Eukaryota; Metazoa; Arthropoda; Insecta; Psocodea; Pediculidae.